Messenger RNA from Polyodon spathula (Mississippi paddlefish), 2087 nucleotides. It is a transcript of the gene ifrd2, whose product is annotated as interferon-related developmental regulator 2. Lineage: Eukaryota; Metazoa; Chordata; Actinopteri; Acipenseriformes; Polyodontidae. The transcript is spliced from 13 exons. The coding region runs from base 516 to 1889 and encodes 457 amino acids. The record is from RefSeq and is a predicted model, not a curated record.
GCCCUGUUGAGCCCGGUUUCGGGUGGUGUGCGGUAGUGGUAAAGAGGGAGAAGAAGAUGGUGGAGUUUACUACAGCAACGUGCUCAAACCGCCAACUCUUACAAACAGCUUCCCUUUCGCAGCCACGGAUUCGGUCUGUACUACCCGGUGACAACCACAGAUAAUCCGAACCGAAACACUACACAGAGCAGCAACCCGGCGGCGUGGUGAAGUUCAGAGACGGACAAAACAGCCGAGUGAAAAUAAACAGAACCGGUUCAUGAGAUACAGACUCGAGGUGCGCUCUGGUAGCGAUAAACACGCGUGGAAGUAAGUGUUCAUUUAUAAAAGGAUCCCCGACGUAUCGGUUAAAAGUCGAGGAUUCAUUGAAGUGUUUGCGGCCGGCCUGAGAGGCUACCAGAGCCGGAGCGCCGAUCACCGGUAGAGCCGCCCCGGUCUGUGCUCUUCGUCAGCCGGGAGAGCGUGAACUCAAUCGCUUAUUCUCUGCCGAGAAGAUAAGAUCAGGGCCCGGCGACAUGCAGAGAUCUAAGAAAGGGAGACGUGGAGGCAGUAACCGGGGAUCUCUGAGACAGGAGCUGCUCCAGUUCCAUCUGUCUGCCAAGGCACCUCAGUCUGGUAAAGGAGGUCGGAAUGGUGCAAAGGGCGAGUCUGCGGCGAGCGAUGAUGAUGUCGCUAGUGAAGUGCUGAGUCACUGCAGCAGUGCCAGUGACACGACCUCAGUCAAUGAAGAGGGAGCUGGCACUGAGCCCGGGGAUGAGCAGACAGCCGCGGAGGAGACAGAAGACAAGCUGAAGCAGUGCAUCGAUAAUUUAAUGGAUAAGAGUGUGAAAUCCCGCCUGAAUGGUCUGGAGAGUCUGAAGCUGGCAUUCUCCUCCAAGACGCUGUGUGACUUCCUGGUGGAGCGCAGGCUCACCCUGACUGACUGCCUGGAGAGGUGUCUGCGCAAAGGAGGGGUGGAGGAGCAAGCUGCUGCAGCCCAGGUCUCUGCUCUCCUGUGUAUCCAGCUGGGCGGGGUGUCGGAGGGAGAGGAGAUCUUCAAAGUCCUGCAGCCGAUUCUGAGCACCAUCCUCAGCGACCCCGGCGCCAGCCCGGCCGCCCGCCAAAGUUGUGCCAGUGCUCUGGGAAUGUGCUGCUAUGUUGCUGCUGCUGAUGAUGUGGAGGACCUGUGCAAGUCCCUGUCCCACUUAGAGAGCAUCUUCACCGAAUCCUACCCCAAGCGGGACGGCACCCUCCCCACCCACAAGCCCGGCAUCCAGGCCCUUCACUGCACCGCCCUGCAGUCCUGGUCUCUGCUCAUCACUAUCUGCCCUGCAUCCAGGGUUGACAAGCUCCUGGACGAGCACCUGCCCAGACUGCAGGCCUGUCUGUCCAGCAAUGACGUCAACUUCCGCAUAGCGGUGGGGGAGACCAUCGCCUUGCUCAUCGAACUGGCCCGAGAAUCCGACCGGGAGUUUGUGUAUGAAGACACGGAGGACCUGUGUGAGCAACUGAAGGGACUGGCGACGGACAGCAACAAGUAUCGUGCCAAGACUGACCGACGGAAACAGCGCUCUGUCUUCAGAGAGGUGCUGCACUCAAUCGAGAGUGAAGAUUUUACCGAAGAGAGGAUCCGGUUCAGUGUGGAGAGCAUCUAUAUAGAUUGCUGGGUCCGCAGGAGAAUUUAUGAUGCUUUUAAAGAGGUUCUGGGGUCCGGAGUCCUACACCACCUACAGCUGAACCAGCUGCUGAGAGACAUCUUUGAGCUGGGACCCCCUCUGAUGCUGGACCGUGCUUCCAUUCGAGCCAGCAAGGUCUCCCGCUUUGAAAAGCAUCUGUACAACUCUGCAGCGUUUAAAGCCAGGACAAAAAUAAGGAAUAAAGUGAGGGAUAAGCGAGCCGACGUACUAUAACAGAGAAUUGAUUUGAACUGCUGAUUGCAGACUAGCAGACACUGCACACACGGUGUCUCCUUCCCUCUCACACUUGAAGAACGCUGCUGCUGCCACGUGGAACACUGCAGAUGUCAAUGUUCUUUUUAAAUUUUAGUUAGUCAGUCAUAAUAAACAACCAGCAAUAUAUAUGGAUUAUUAUUAUUAUUAUUAUUAUUA